AUGUUGAUUGUAGGUCUCACUGGUGGUAUAGCGUGUGGUAAGUCUACAGUUUCAAAAGAGCUACAAACAAACUACAAAUUGACUGUUGUUGAUGCCGAUUUGAUUGCACGAGAAGUGGUUUACCCCGGUAAACCGGCUUACAACAAAAUCAUUGAAUACUUUAAAGAUGUCCCAAAUUUAGUUGACGCAAAUGAUAAAAGCCUCAACAGAGCAGCAUUGGGCCAAGCUGUUUUCAACGACAAGAGCAAGCUAAAGAAACUAAAUUCAAUAGUCCACCCCGCAGUCAAAUGGGAGAUUGCAAAGCAGAUUCUAUGGGCAUAUUUACAUCUAAAAAGCAUUGUAGUGUUGGAUGUGCCACUUUUGUUUGAAUCUCAAUUGUAUUUAGUUUGUGGGCUUGUGAUUACAGUUUCUGCGCCAUUGGAAUUGCAAACAAAGCGCUUACUUUUGAGAAACCCGGAGUUGACAGCAGAAGAUGCUGAAAAAAGAAUUAAAAGUCAAAUGUCAAACUUGGAAAGAAAUUAUAGAAGUGAUAUUGUUAUCGAAAACUCGGGAACUGUUGAAGAUCUUCAUGAUGAGCUAGAACAUGUGGUGCAAAAAAUCAAACCAGCUAAAAUAUGGACAUUGCUUGACUUGAUUCCGCCUUUUGGUAUCGCUUCUGCCGCUUUCACAUUUUUUAUACGAAGAAUGGUGGAAAAUUAUAGAGGCAAAAAGCCAAAGACCGAAUAG
Molecule: messenger RNA, 726 nt
Organism: Lodderomyces elongisporus
Lineage: Eukaryota; Fungi; Ascomycota; Pichiomycetes; Serinales; Debaryomycetaceae
Gene: CAB5
Product: putative dephospho-CoA kinase
Exons: 1
Coding region: 1-726 (241 amino acids)
Biological process (GO): coenzyme A biosynthetic process
Molecular function (GO): ATP binding; dephospho-CoA kinase activity
Source: RefSeq, a predicted model, not a curated record